Messenger RNA from Hibiscus syriacus, 786 nucleotides. Its product is annotated as non-specific lipid-transfer protein-like 1. Lineage: Eukaryota; Viridiplantae; Streptophyta; Magnoliopsida; Malvales; Malvaceae. Bases 111 to 482 code for a protein of 123 amino acids. The transcript is spliced from 4 exons. The record is from RefSeq and is a predicted model, not a curated record. Gene Ontology annotation, cellular component: cytosol.
CAUAUCGCCUGGAAAACAGUGUCGUUAAGAAAAAUAAUUUAUUCAACCGUAAGCCAAAACCAAUUUCCAGUUUCUUCUUUUUCUUUGAUUUCUCUUACUUUGGUGUAACAAUGGCGAAUACUGAGUUGAAAUCUGAUAAUCUGUUUGAGAUGAUGAAGGGUCACUUGGCUAGUGAUGCUGGUAAAGAGCUCACCAAGAAGAUCGGCCUCGUUUACCAAAUCAAUAUUGCCCCCAAGAAAAUCGGGAUUGAUGAGGUUUCUUACGUUGUUGAUCUCAAGAAAGGAGAAGUUACCAAAGGUAAAUAUGAAGGGGGAAAGCCUGAUGCUAUUUUUUCCUUCAAGGACGAUGAUUUCAUAAAGGUCGCCACCGGAAAGAUGAAUCCCCAGAUGGCUUUUAUGAGGGGUGCAAUGAAGAUUAAAGGGAGCUUGAGUGCAGCUCAGAAAUUCACUCCUGACAUUUUCCCAAAGCCUGCAAAGAUGUGAGCAGAGAUGCUAAUAUGUUAUGUAUUUGUUCUCUGUCCACUUGCCAGAGUCUGAAUAUUAUAAAAUGAAGCCAUCUGCUGUUCUCUCAACUGUUUCCUUUCAUAGUAGACUUCACUUGAUCACCGCCUUAUAUACUAGAUUACUAGAUAGCAAGGAAUAUAAUCAUAAGGAUUCGGACUAUCGAACGACUUCAAUAUGUUCCCUUUUUUUUCCAAGUAAAUCUAUAUGCUUUGUUGGAUCCACUGUUACCAUUUUUCUCAGGCCACUAUAUGUGAUCAUAUGCUGCUUUUGUUUUUCAUGCUUA